AAUCAAAGCUCUACUAAUGUGGCAAUCAAAAAAAUAAAUAAGUAAAAGUCAUAACAUCAAAUCACACAAAGCUCACAAUUUAGAGUUGUUGGAACAUUUUUCAAAAUCAUAAAUGUUUCUAUCAAAUUAUAAAGUCUUUUCACUAGCCGUUAUAAUCGUUAAAUGCCUCAGUUCUCUUUUUUCUUUUUUUUUUUCAUUGCAUCAAUCUGUUGAUAACAUCUUAUGCUCAAUCGCUCAAUCAAAAUCCACAAAUUCCAGAAGGCCAUGAGCUUCUCUAAUUCUUCUUCCUCUUCUUUAUCUCUAAUAAUCCCACAUGCCUCUCAUGUUGAUCCCCAAGAACUCUCAAUCAUUCGCAGACUCGAUUCCUGCAAAUCCACCCGAGAACUCAAACAAGUCCACUCCUACAUCAUCAAAACAAAACCAACUCUUCAAACCCAACUCAUAUAUACAAAAUUCAUCUCUAUAUGUGCUACAUCUUAUAAUCAUACAGACCUCAGCUACGUCAAUGCCAUUUUCACCCAAGUUUCCAACCCAAGUAUCAGUGUAUACAAUGCCAUUAUCAGAUGCUUUUCUCGUUGCAAAAACAGCAAUGACUCGUUCACCGCGUUGUUGUUUUAUCGUGAAUUGCUCGUGAAAGGCUUGGUUCCCGAUAACUACACAUACCCUUUUGUUCUCAAGGCUUGUGCGCAAUCCCGUGCAUUGAGUGAAGGCCAGGAGGUUCAUGGGCAUGUAGUCAAGAAUGGGUUGGUGUUAGAUUUGUAUGUUAUGAACACAUUGAUGAGAAUGUAUGCUGUUUGUGGGGUUAUUGGAGCUGUUCGCAAGUUGUUCGAUGAAUAUCCUCAAAGAGAUUUGGUUUCGUGGACGACAUUGAUUCAGGGGUAUGUUAAGAUGGGGUUUUGGAAGGAAGGUGUCAAGGUGUUUUUUGAAAUGUGCGAAGCAAAUCUUCGAGCUGAUGAAAUGACAAUGGUGGUUGUCCUUUCUGCAUGUGCUAACUUGGGAGAUUUAAUUUUGGGUAGGAGGAUACAUGGGUAUAUGCGUGAUCAUAACAUGAAUUUUGAUGUCUUUGUUGGCAAUGCAUUGGUUGAUAUGUACUUGAAAUGUGGUGAUGCUGAUCUUGCUCGCAAGGUUUUUAAUGAGAUGCCUGUGAAAAAUGUGGUUUCUUGGAAUUCGAUGAUAUCAGGAUUGGCACAGCAAGGGGAAUUCAAAGAAGCCUUGAAUAUGUUUAGGAAGAUGCAAAGUAGAGGCGUGAAACCAGAUGAUGUCACUAUAGUUGGUGUGCUCAACUCAUGUUCUAAUCUAGGCAUGCUUGAGUUGGGGAAAUGGGUUCAUGCAUAUGUGGAUAGAAAUCAUAUAAAAGCAGAUGGGUAUAUAGGGAAUGCACUGGUAGAUAUGUAUGCAAAGUGUGGAAACAUAGAUGAAGCCUUUAAAGUCUUCAAUGGCAUGAAAUGCAGAGAUGUCUAUACAUACACGGCUAUAAUUGUUGGGCUAGCCAUGCAUGGUCAAGGAGGGAGAGCAUUGGAUCUAUUCUCUGAGAUGCCUAAAAUGGGCAUAGAACCGGAUAGCGUGACAUAUGUUGGUGUCCUCAUGGCAUGUAGCCACACAGGACUUGUGAGCGAAGGCCGUAAGCAUUUUUCACAGAUGUCAAGAGUAUACAACCUUGAACCUCAAACAGAGCACUAUGGUUGCAUGGUUGAUCUAUUGGGUCGUGCAGGGUUGAUAAAUGAGGCAGAAGAGUUUAUCAAAAACAUGCCCAUUGAACCGGAUGCUUUUGUUUGGGGAGCAUUACUGGGAGCUUGCAAGAUCCAUGGAAAAGUUGAGCUUGCAGAGAUUGUUAUGGAUAAACUUGUUAAGAUGGAGCCUGAAAGAGACGGUGCCUACAUACUCAUGUCAAACAUAUAUUCCUCUGCAAAUAAAUGGAGAGAUGCAAUAAAGUUGAGAAAGGCAUUGAAAGAAAAAAACACAAAAAAGACUCCCGGCUGUAGUUCUAUUGAAUUGGAUGGUGUGGUUCAUGAGUUCCGAAAAGGUGACAAGUCACACCAAAAAACUAAAGCAAUUUACAUAUUACUCGGUGAAAUUACAGGUCUUUUAAAGAAUAGUGGGCAAUGGGUACGUACUGAUGAACUUUCUUAACGGAACAAAAGAUGUCAUUUACAAUCGAUCUCUCUUUUCUUCUAUCUGAUAGCAUAGUGAGCAUCAAGCAUUUUGAAGAUUCAUCAUGGCCUGUUAGAGAUGAGCAAGACCUGUUGGAGAUGAGCAAGAGUUCUCGUAGCCUCUUACUCUCUUCGAUUCAUUUAGCGGAGGCUGGUGGUCUUGUCGUGUAAGUGUAUAACUUAAUAUGCAGGUCUUGUAAUUAAUUAAUGUCGUAUAUUUAUCACAGUCAAACAUAUCAAAAUGUUAAAAUCCCUAUUUGUUUUAAAUUUUUUUUUAGUACAUGUAAGUAUUAUGUGUACUAUUUGGGCGUUAUAUGUAAGUACAUGUAACUCCCAUUCAGAAGCUGCUUCAUUGUCUUCAAGGUUAACAGUAAUAUCAUGAGAUUUAGAAUG
Camellia sinensis is the source of this 2543-nucleotide messenger RNA. Its product is annotated as pentatricopeptide repeat-containing protein At1g08070, chloroplastic. The record is from RefSeq and is a predicted model, not a curated record. Gene Ontology annotation, molecular function: protein binding; RNA binding. Gene Ontology annotation, biological process: RNA modification. NCBI's taxonomy places the organism in Eukaryota, Viridiplantae, Streptophyta, Magnoliopsida, Ericales, Theaceae.